AAGUAAAAACCCAAAAGUUUAUUCCGAAUAUUGUUGAACUUCCUGAGGACAAGUGAAAGGCCAAGAACGUAAGCGGGUCCUCCGAUCUCCGUUCUUGGUCAUCGAUCGCCACGCGCUUUGCUCAGCUCGCCUUCUCGAUCAGCCAUGGCUACCGCCGUCGUUGCUGCUGCUGCUGCAGUUUGUCUCGCCGUGAUCUCCGUUCAGCUGCCCGCGCCUGCUCUCGGCAACGUUUUGUCCCCUGUCCUUACGCCCAUCGCCGGUUCGCGCCGUUGCUUCCCGCUGAAAGAUGCUCCUCUGUUUCGGUUACUGUUCUUAUGGUGUUUGGCAAUUUGGGUCGGAGAGGGAUUGCCGGGUUUUUAUCUGGGGCUGUCCUUUUUAGGACAUUUGGCCAACUGGGUGUUUCUCGACUGCAGUUCGAUUUUGUUUUUUUUUUUUUUUUUCAUUUGGUUUCUUUUGGGUGCCUCGAUGUUGCAGAUGAGGUGUGCAAAGAAGCGAAAUGUGGGAGAGGAGCGUGCAAGCCCAGUGGGAACAGCACUCUCUUGUAUGAAUGUGAAUGCGACCCUGGAUGGAAGCAGACUCUUUCAAGCACCGAUAGUCAUCUCAAGUUCCUGCCUUGUGUAAUUCCUAACUGCACCCUCAAUUACUCUUGCAUGAAAUCCCCUGCUUCAGCUGAGGAGAAAACAAAACAAGCUAACGAAUCAAUUUUGAACCCCUGUCAUUGGGUUGAUUGCGGAGGCGGCUCCUGUAACAUGACUUCAAUUAUCUCGUACAGUUGCCUUUGUGAUGAGGGCUACCACAAUCUCUUCAAUCUCACUCCUUUCCCGUGCUACACACAAUGUGCAAUUGGAAUGGAUUGCCUGAAUCUUGGGAUUUCAUCUUCAAAUAAUACUGCUUUGGCACCCACUUUGGCAGACAGUGAUGGGUCUCGAGGCUCACUUAUGCGAGGGAGUUCUCACUGGUUAGUUGCCCUGAUGUUCUUUUUGGGCAUUCUUCAGUGCCCAUAAAGCAAAAGGUAAAGUCGAAAGCUGAUAUCUCUUGUAGCAUACUAGAAUUGGAGAUUGCGGAUGAUGUUUUUGUGAAUAACCUUAUGCGGAGGUCAGGUCCGUUUGAUGCCUGAUGUUUAUUAUUCUUCGAUGAGCUGUUGUAUAGAUUAGUUGACUGAACCCAACAGACAAGUGACUGUGAAUAAAAGUUUUCAUGAGAGUGAGAUGUUAGUAGAUUGUUCAAA
Syzygium oleosum is the source of this 1228-nucleotide messenger RNA. RefSeq lists its product as uncharacterized. The coding region runs from base 315 to 1004 and encodes 229 amino acids. The transcript is spliced from 5 exons. NCBI's taxonomy places the organism in Eukaryota, Viridiplantae, Streptophyta, Magnoliopsida, Myrtales, Myrtaceae. The record is from RefSeq and is a predicted model, not a curated record.